AUGCCAGCACAAAAGAUUGACGGCAAUCAGAUUGCCAAAUCUGUCAGGGAGCGCAUCCAUGCAGAGAUUCAAGAGACAAAGGCAAAGAACCCAAAGUUCGCACCUUCCCUCGCCAUCAUUCAGGUUGGCGAGCGCAGUGACUCGACUUCCUAUGUCAACAUGAAGUCCAAGGCUGCCCAGGAGGCUAGCAUUGAGUUCCAGCACAUCAAACUCGCUGAGGACAUCACUGAGGCUGCUCUCCUGAGCAAGAUCAAUGAGCUCAACAACGACGAAUCCGUGCACGGCAUCCUCGUUCAGCUCCCCAUCCCAGGUCACCUCUCAGAACACACCAUCACCGGUGCAGUUGCACCAGCUAAGGAUGUCGAUGGUUUCGGUACUGCCAACAUUGGUGAGCUUGCAAAGAAGGGCGGCAAGCCUUCAUUCAUCCCUUGCACACCCAAGGGUGUCAUGGUGCUCCUCCAGGAAUCUGGCGUUGAUUUGAAGGGCAAGCACGCUGUUGUGCUCGGUCGUUCUGAUAUUGUCGGUGCACCCGUCUCGUACCUCUUGCGCAAUGCUGAUGCAACCGUCACUGUUUGCCACUCAAAGACCAACAACCUCGAGCAAAUUGUCAAGACGGCUGACAUCGUUGUGGCUGCUAUUGGUAAGCCAGAGUUCGUCAAGGGAUCUUGGCUCAAGGAGGGCGCCUUUGUUGUUGAUGUCGGUGUCAACUUUGUUGAAGAUGCAUCAAAGAAGUCUGGUCACAAGCUUGUUGGUGAUGUCGAGUAUUCUUCCGCUGUUGAGGUGGCUUCACACAUCACGCCUGUGCCUGGCGGUGUGGGUCCCAUGACUGUGGGUAUGCUCAUGCAGAACGUAUUCGAGGCUGCCAAGACUGCCUUUGUUACGGGUGGUAAGCAAUUCACACCAUUGCCCUUGUCGCCUUUGAAGGAUGUUCCCUCCGACAUUGAGAUUGCUCGCGCACAGACUCCCAAGAACAUUGCAAAGCUUGCUGGUGAGCUUGGUAUUAAGGAGACUGAGCUCGAGAUGUACGGUCCAUACAAGGCCAAAGUAUCCCUCAACAUUAUUGAUCGCUACCAGCACAAGAAGGACGGCAAGUAUGUCGUUGUGACAGGUAUCACACCCACACCUCUCGGCGAGGGCAAAUCGACCACGGUCAUGGGUCUCGUGCAGGCACUUGGCGCUCACCUCGGCAAGACCGCUUUCGCCUGUUGUCGUCAGCCCUCGCAGGGCCCGACCUUCGGCAUCAAGGGUGGUGCCGCUGGUGGUGGUUACUCUCAGGUCAUUCCUAUGGACGAAUUCAACUUGCACUUGACGGGUGAUAUUCACGCCAUCACUGCCGCUACCAACUUGCUUGCUGCUGCCAUUGACACACGCAUCUUCCAUGAAAACACACAAAAGGACAAGGCCCUCUUCAGCCGUAUGGUGCCUGCCAAGAAGGGUGUCAAGAAAUUUGCACCCGUCAUGUUGCGUCGUCUCAAGAAGCUCGGCAUUGACAAGACCAACCCAGAUGACUUGACGGAUGAGGAAAUCAGCAAAUUCGCACGUCUUGAUAUCGACCCCGCUACCAUCACCUGGAACCGUGUGCUCGAUGUCAAUGACCGAUUCUUGCGUAAAAUCACGGUUGGACAAAACCCAACAGAAAAGGGCAUGACCCGUGAAACUGGCUUUGACAUUUCCGUUGCUUCUGAGGCGAUGUCGGUGUUGACCCUUUCUACGGAUCUUGCUGAUAUGCGCGAACGACUUGGUCGUAUGGUGGUUGCUAGCUCGCGCUCUGGUGACCCCGUCACUGCUGAUGAUAUUGGUAUUGGUGGUGCCUUGACUGUGUUGAUGAAGGAUACCAUCAAGCCCAACAUGAUGCAGACACUCGAAGGCACACCCGUCUUUGUCCACGCUGGGCCCUUUGCCAACAUUUCGAUCGGUCAGUCAUCCAUCAUUGCUGACCGCAUUGCUCUGAAGCUCGCUGGUACUGGCUCUGACCAGGAAGAAGCCGGUUAUGUUGUGACGGAAGCUGGUUUCGGUGCUGAUAUUGGUAUGGAGAAGUUCUUCAACAUCAAGUGUCGUGCUUCGGGACUCAAGCCUGAUGCUGUUGUUCUUGUUGCAACAGUGCAAGCACUCAAGAUGCACGGUGGUGGUCCUGACGUGACUCCCGGUAAGCCUUUGGAUGCCGUUUACAAGACUGAAGCAGUGGAUCUCGUUGUGAAGGGUUGUAGCAACUUGAAGCAACACAUUGAGAAUGCAGGCAAGUACGGCGUGCCUGUUGUUGUUGCCAUCAACCAAUUCGCUUCAGACACGCCUGCUGAGUUGGAGGCGAUUCGUAAGGCUGCGUUGGAGGCUGGUGCACUGGAUGCUGUGCCCUCUUACCACUGGGCUCACGGUGGUGCUGGUGCCAAGGAACUCGGUGAGGCUGUCAUUAAGGCUUGCGAGCAACCUUCCAACUUCAAGUUCUUGUACGAUGCCGAACUCACCAUUCCGGAAAAGAUUGAAGCGAUUUGCAAGGAGAUGUACCGUGCCGAUGGCAUUGAAAUUUCUGAGCUUGCCCAGCAGCGUAUCGACACCAUGACGCGUCAAGGUUUCGGCAACUUGCCAGUGUGUAUUGCCAAGACGCAAUACUCCUUCUCUGCUGAUCCAAGCAAGAAGGGCGCACCUACUGGAUUCACGGUACCCAUCAGGGAUAUUCGAUUGUCUGCUGGUGCUGGCUUUGUCUACCCACUUGCUGCUGAGAUUCAGACAGUUCCUGGAUUGCCUACUCGACCGGCAUACUAUGAUAUUGACAUCAACCAGGAGACUGGCCAAGUCGAAGGUCUCUUCUAG
Molecule: messenger RNA, 2808 nt
Organism: Protomyces lactucae-debilis
Lineage: Eukaryota; Fungi; Ascomycota; Taphrinomycetes; Taphrinales; Protomycetaceae
Product: formate-tetrahydrofolate ligase
Exons: 2
Coding region: 1-2808 (935 amino acids)
Biological process (GO): tetrahydrofolate interconversion
Cellular component (GO): cytosol
Molecular function (GO): methenyltetrahydrofolate cyclohydrolase activity; ATP binding; formate-tetrahydrofolate ligase activity
Source: RefSeq, a predicted model, not a curated record